Messenger RNA from Aphanomyces astaci, 966 nucleotides. RefSeq lists its product as hypothetical. Lineage: Eukaryota; Oomycota; Saprolegniomycetes; Saprolegniales; Verrucalvaceae. The transcript has a single exon. The coding region runs from base 300 to 608 and encodes 102 amino acids. The record is from RefSeq and is a predicted model, not a curated record.
UAUGGGCAAAAUAUAUAGUAUUCAUAUAAGUACAUUCCACUACAACGGACACACACCAUGAUGUGUCGCCACUGCAUCGACGAAGCAGUCGCUAGCAAGCAAUGGGGGGUUCCUGCUCAAAAAUGGUGGCCAACGCCGUGAACUUGUGCGGGCCGUUGUUCCGGCUGCGUCCGGCGACCGCUUUUGGCGACACGAUGUGGUUGCUGUAGAAAGGAGGCGUGGGUUUGUUCGUCGUAGCCGCCGUCUUGGUGUGGACGACCUCCUUGAGUUUAGGCUGCAGGGUCAGCGGCUUCAACUCCAUGGGGGUCGACGGAGGUGUUAGAAACGCCAGCACCACCUUCAUGAACCCCUUCACCACAAUCGGACAUUGCCUGUACAGUUUGCUCGACCCGAGUUCGAUCAACGCGUGCAGGUACACGAAGAACAUGCGUGCGCGCAGUUUGGUGUCGGCUUCUGGGGACGACGAGCCCCACAUCCUGCCGAGGCCCCAUCGCUUCGGAGGCAGCUCCAGUUCCUCCACUUGUUCGAGCAGCUCGGUGCAUUGCAGACAGUGUGGGAUUUCCAGCGUCGCCCCGAUCGCGUCUUGCAUCUCGAGAAACUUGGAGUAGCGUUGGCGGACACUCCACACCACCCCCGACUUUUGGUUGGCCAAUUCCACCUCGUACUCUACAAACGCAGCGUUCGAGGCCCCGACGGGCUCGACAGACCGCACGACAAUGUCCCGAAAAGAAACGAGUAGUGUCCCAACAGGCGUCGUCGUAGUAGUCGCGGGGUGGCUCCAGGGACUUCCUGCCGGCAUCACCUGACUCUUACGGAUACUCUCCUUCGUCAUGAACUUGGUCUUGGAGGACCCAUUGAGUGUGGCAAUGGAGCGAUGGCCAACAAAAGUUGCCAUGGAGGUGGAUGUCAAGGCAGCGAGAGGGCUGUGAUGGUGGUGCCGCGUCUGGUGGAAUUUGCAAUGUGGAG